CCAGCUGGUCUCGGUGAUUUCCGCAUCUGUUGAGGGCCGGCGUGAGUAGCCGUCGCCGCCGCCGCCGGGUUCCACAGUGACAAUCCUCGUCGUGGCCUCUGUACCGGGCAAGGGCGACUCCGUGGCGUAUCGUCUCUCACGGCGACCGUCCACUGUUCUCCGCAGACCGCCGCUGCCUCCUGUUCGCCCGGCCCGUCUCGUUUCUCUCGUCCUUCCCGAGUCCUCCGCGUGUCACGUUCGGCACGUCGGCGUACCCUCCACCGCUCGCGCUCCUCUCGUCCACGGCCCAAAGCUCAACGCACGACCGCAGCCUGCACUGGGCCCAUUGCUUCGUGUUGAAACCAAAGGACAAUUCGUUGUUCGUAUAUUACGUACGUACGUACGUAGAACUUCGCUCGCACCGUUCGUAUGCAACCGUGCUAAUCGGAGGGUGCGCCACCGCCGGCAGAAAAUACCUCGCACUGCCAGAGUGAGCGCGAGAGAACCUCGGCAAGGAGGUAAGUUGGCCUACUCUUCCACGCUUAAAUAGCGUCAAUACGGUCACACCAGUUGUUGAAGCAAAGUCGACGGUGAUGAGGCCGGGCGCACGCCGCGGGCUGUGACGGUACGCGCCGUACGGAAUCCACGCGCGACAGCCGAAGGCGGUGAUUUCCGUUGCGCUUCUCUGCAACCCAACUUAAGCGGCAUCGUUUAAAAAGCGUUCGGCUCGCAAAGCAAAUUUGCGCUUCAUGUAAGGGAGGUCCGAGAGUGGCUUCUGUAAUUUAUAUGUAACGUAAAUAUAUACGUAUAUUUUUAAUCGCUACUGUUGCAAACGCGGUGCCGUAGAUGGCGCCUUAAUUGUCCACUUACUCGAAUUGACAAGCAACCGUUGCUGCCCAAAGCCACCGCUGGUAACCCAAUUCAAAUAGAGCGGCUGUCAAGAGGCGAGGAGUUAAAUAACAGAGGGUGUGUAAACGUUGUGGGGAGUAGGUUUACAAUCGUGGGAUUGAAAGUCGUCCGGGAAGGCGUUUGUACAAUGCGCCGUCAACGUUGUAAUAAAAACAAAAAAUCCACAAACAACGAGGUGAGGCGGCAACAUCGCAGCAACGCCCACGCCAGGCUGGCUGCACUUUUGAGGCUCGAAACAAGAUAACAAAAAAAACAACCGACGUGACCCUAAACCCACCGCCCUCGAGGUAGCGCCGCCAACGCCGCGUCACGACCUCCUCCUACGCGGCGGCCGCCCUCGUUGACCCCGUCCAACCCAGCGAUCGUCGACCGCGAUGGCCGGUGGCGGCGAGGUGCCGGGGCGGGCGUGGUACCCCGACUCCGGGGUCUCCUGGUGGGCGGCGGCGUCGGCGGCGGCGCUGGGCACUGCGGGGCCCAACGCGAGCGAGUGCCACCUGGCGCAGGCGCUCAAGGUGGUGUGCGCCAACGGCUCCAUCGCGUGGAUCUCCACCGUGUUCGGGGAGUGCGCGAGCAACGGGCGCGACGUCGCCAGCGUCGCCCUCGGGCUGCUCUCCCUGCUCUGCUUCCUCUUCGCCUCCGUGCCGCAGCUGUACGAGUCGUAUCGGACGGGCCGAGCCGACGAGGCCCUCUCCAUCUGGUUCCUCCUGUGUUGGCUCUUGGGCGACACCUCGAAUCUCAUUGGCUGCUUCCUGGCCAAUCAGCUCUCGCUGCAGAAGUACACUGCCAUCUACUACGUCUGCAUGGACAUGGUGAUGAUCCUCCAGUACCUCUACUACAAGCGACGAAACCAAGCUUCCCUGAGCGUGAAUGCGAUGGGCGUGGCCUGCAUCCUGGGAGGCACGGGAUUGGUCGGUCUGCUCGGACGUUCGCCCAGUCAGGCGCUGGCAACGGGCCGCUUGGGGAGAAGCCUGCUGUCGUCAAAGUCGUAUGUGGACCCCGCGAUCGUCAUCGGCUACACGUCGGGUUCCAUCUCCUGCCUCUUCUACCUGGGAUCUCGCCUGCCACAGAUCCACAAAAACUACAAGCGGCACUCCACGCAGGGCGUGUCGUACAUGCUGUUCGCGCUAACCGUGUUGGGCAACCUGACGUACGGGCUCAGCGUGCUGCUCAAGAACCCGGACGAGGGCGACACUCAAGGCUGCUACUUCCUGCGCCACCUGCCUUGGCUCGUGGGCAGCCUGGGCACGCUCGGCCUCGACACAUGUAUAACCAUCCAGUUCAUCAAGUACCGCAAGCCACAGCAUGGCACGCGACACGACGAGCGGGAACCGCUGAUUGGCUGAGCCACGUCACAUGGUGCAAUGGAAAAAAAUGGACGACAAAUGAGGAGACAGAACUGAAAAAAAAUGGUUGUCAUCGGUGCUCAAACUUAUCCGUGUUGUCUUCACUAGCUUUUAUCAGAUUUUCAAAUUUUAUAUGAUUGUUUAUGUUAAUCAUGUCACAUUUAUUAAAAAAAAUCAGUGAUUUGCUCCUGAAAUGAGCAUUAA
Messenger RNA from Petromyzon marinus (sea lamprey), 2435 nucleotides. It is a transcript of the gene SLC66A1, whose product is annotated as solute carrier family 66 member 1. Gene Ontology annotation, molecular function: basic amino acid transmembrane transporter activity. The record is from RefSeq and is a predicted model, not a curated record. Gene Ontology annotation, cellular component: membrane. Lineage: Eukaryota; Metazoa; Chordata; Hyperoartia; Petromyzontiformes; Petromyzontidae.